Messenger RNA from Pogona vitticeps (central bearded dragon), 1395 nucleotides. NCBI's taxonomy places the organism in Eukaryota, Metazoa, Chordata, Lepidosauria, Squamata, Agamidae. The record is from RefSeq and is a predicted model, not a curated record.
GUGGGGUCCACGGGGCAUCGACCGCCUGCCUCUGGGGUCACAGCAGGAGGCUCUGCCCCUCGCUUCUGGGGUUUGGGGGUUCCCGGUUUGGGCUCCCAAAUGUCAAGGGAGGGGACAGCAUACUUCCCUUCCAGGGCUCCAGCCGGCCAGGUCUUGGCCCGAGAAGAGGGCUUCCCGCCAGCAGAUUCUCGUGCCCCUUCUGCCACGACUCCAGACGUGGGAUUUUUCAAGAAAAUCUAUCAUGCUGCCAAGGGUCUGAUGUGGAGCAGCUCGGCCACCACCACGAGCCCUGGAGCCCCGAUGAGCGCCCCCACGCACCGGCGCUCCCCAGCCGCCAGGACGCAGGAUCCCAUCCGGUUUCUGAAAGCUACCCGGCACCAAGAGGCUCUCCGAAUAAAUUACUCGCUGAGCGUCCUCAAUGAGGACCUCAGCAUCGCAACAGAACCGGAGGUGUACGAGGAAGGCUCCGUAAUCCGUGUCGAAGCGAGAGUCCGGGCAGAUCUCGUCCUGCUUCCCAAACUCUUUAUUGAUAAAUGCUACGCGACGAAUACUCCGCACCUCAGCCGCUCCGGGUGGGCCUACAUCAUUGUGGACAACCAGGGAUGCCUCUACGCCAGAGACUUGGAUGCGAGCUGGUUCCGUAAAGAAGACUCUGCAAUUGUGUUCACGCUGCGGGUGCCUCCUUUCGUGCUGGCAAGCGACACAGGGGAGAUUUAUAUUCACUGCCUUGUGACGGCUUGGAGCGACAAGCUUCCCACCACCUCCAGCAAGAAAACCUGCUCCUUUGACAGUGUCUCCUCCAGAUGGAAGAAUGUUGAUGAACCAUCCAAGACUUCUGUCUGCGAUUGCUGUGACAGCCACUGCCCCGUGGAAUUUCAUCAUUUGGCAAAAGUUAAAGCAUUUCCUGGGGAAGGAAGGUUGAGCAGUGAAGUGGUUGGUCCCCUGGCGGUACGUAAAGAGGAAGUCCCGUGGUUUGAAGGGCAGUGCCACACCAUGAAGAAGCUGCUCUUGGUGAGCGUGGCCUUCGUGAGCAGCUGCAUCUUGGCUGCCCUCUUUGUGGGCGCUCUCCUCGCGCUGGCCACGGCCACGUUCCGCUACUCUCGGACCAGCAAAGGCCACCGGCUCCUGAAAGACCGCCCCAAGCAGCCGUACCACGCGGAGCUCCAGGUGGUGGCCGAGGCCCGUGCGAUUUCCGAGGAGAUCGACAAGGAAUCCACCCUGGAUUACUGCAAGCUGAAAAGUGACACGCCUGAGAAAGAAUAACGUUGACGCUUUGGGUGAACAUAAAAUGUAGGAAUAUUUCCACAAUGUGGCUACAUAAUUGGGCUACACAACCUAACGUUCACUUUCUGUAACCUUAUCACUUCAGUAAAACUUUCCCGUCUUGUUGGGUGA